Molecule: messenger RNA, 5423 nt
Organism: Aedes aegypti (yellow fever mosquito)
Lineage: Eukaryota; Metazoa; Arthropoda; Insecta; Diptera; Culicidae
Gene: krz
Product: beta-arrestin-1
Exons: 11
Coding region: 732-2156 (474 amino acids)
Biological process (GO): signal transduction; G protein-coupled receptor internalization
Cellular component (GO): cytoplasm
Molecular function (GO): G protein-coupled receptor binding
Source: RefSeq, a predicted model, not a curated record
AUCAUCCAUCGUUCAGUUCAGCCGUCAGCCAUUCGGAUUCAGUCAGACAUCGUCACAAGACUUGUCGUCCCUGGUAAUCUCUGGUGUAUUCUCGCGUAGUCGCUCAAAAAACUUGAACUUUUCGGUGCAAACUUGCCAGACUCAAGUGGAUUUGAUAAAGUAGUGAAAUCAAAACCCGGAACCGUUCGACAAUUUCGGUGGAUUCGGAAUUCGUCAUCGUCGUGUUUUCUCAUUCGAAUCGAUCCGUGAAAUUGCAGUUCUGCUGUCGGUCAUCAUUAUUGUCAUACUUCAGGAGUGGGAGUGUUUUCUGAAUACGUGAAUCAACAUCAGUCAUGAAUAGAGAAGCGAGUGAAAAGUGUCGUAUGCUGUUUGUUUGACGUCUCUCUCGGUGUAUUUCAACUUCGAGAGCAGGAAAACAAAUCUAGGAAAAAACGACCGAAGAAUAAGACAUAGUGUCACAAGAAAAAGUUGGAAGUAAUAAGAAAAAAAGUGCGAAAUAUCCAGAAGAAGUAAAACAUCGGCUGUCAGAAGGCACAUUUCCGACGAUUGGAUCGACCCGUCAGUUGGACCGUGUCCCCCUAGAGUGUGAGUGGGUGUGUGUGUGUGUGUGUGUGUGGGUGCUCGUGUGUGAAGGUGUGGGAGGAGUAGGUGUGAAAGUGGAAACCCAAGCGUAAAGUCCGUCGAAACGCUGGAUCUGUAGCGUACGGUUGGCCAUCGGUAGAAGGCACACCAUGAACCACCUGCCAGGAUCGUCUCCGCGGUCACCGGCGCCUUCGCCCGAUCCGGAUGUGGACGACGGUAGCAGCAAGAAGCAAGCCACCAGGGUAUUCAAAAAGAGCUCCUCCAACGGCAAAAUAACAGUCUACCUAGGAAAACGUGAUUUCGUGGACCACAUAACGCACGUCGAUCCCAUAGAUGGCGUGGUGCUGAUAGAUCCGGACUACGUGAAAGAUCGUAAAGUGUUCGGACACGUACUGGCCGCCUUCCGAUACGGGCGCGAAGACUUGGACGUGCUCGGGCUAACGUUCCGAAAAGACUUGUACCUGGCCUCCGAACAGAUCUUCCCACCGCAGGAAACGGACCGACCGCUGACCCGGCUCCAGGAGCGGCUGAUCCGCAAACUCGGCCCCAAUGCCUACCCGUUCUACUUCGAAGUGCCGCCACACUGUCCCGCCUCGGUGUCCCUGCAGCCGGCACCCGGGGACACCGGCAAACCGUGCGGUGUGGACUACGAGCUGAAGGCCUUUGUCGGCGAAACGCCCGAGGACAAACCGCACAAGCGGAAUUCGGUACGGUUAGCGAUUAGGAAAAUUAUGUACGCCCCCUCGAAGCUGGGCGAGCAGCCAUCGAUCGAGGUCAGCAAGGAGUACAUACUGAAACCAAAUAAAAUCCACCUGGAGGCGAGUCUGGACAAGGAGCUUUAUCACCACGGCGAAAGUUUAUCGGUGAAUGUACAUAUAGCGAAUAAUUCGAGUAAAACGGUUAAGAAAAUCAAAGUGUCUGUGCGGCAGUUCGCGGACAUUUGCCUGUUUUCGACGGCGCAGUACAAGUGCACCGUGGCAGAAGUCGAGUCAGAGGACGGAUGUCAAGUGGCGCCCGGAUUCACACUGUCCAAAGUGUUUACGCUGACUCCACUGUUGGCCAACAACAAAGACAAAUGGGGCCUGGCACUCGACGGGCAGCUCAAGCACGAGGAUACCAAUCUGGCCUCCAGCACGUUGUCUCGCAACAUGGUCGAUGGAAAAUAUAGAAUCGCCGAUCCUUCCCAGCGAGAGAACCUCGGCAUUAUCGUGCAGUAUAAAGUGAAGGUUAAGCUGUGCAUUACACCGUUGGGCGGUGACCUGGUGGCAGAGUUGCCAUUCAUCCUGAUGCACCCGAAACCGGACGACGACGAACCGCUGAUAGGGGGAGAACGAUCGCCAGGCCGAACGAUUGGCAACUCGGACAAGCUGCAUCCGGGAGCGGGAGGGGCCGGCGGUGGCGCGGGAACCGGUGCCAGUGACCUGAACAAGAACAGCACCAACCGGGGCGACGCCAGUAAAGAGGACGGCCCCAAUCUGAUCCAACUGGAUGGCGAUGAGAACUGUCCAGAUGACGACAUAAUCUUCGAGGAUUUUGCUCGGUUACGUUUGAAAGGUGCAGAAACGGAAGCCUAAUAAAAAGCGAACGCAAAACUCCGGGUUUGGAAAUUCAAAUUUUGUAAACGAAUGAUCGCACGCGCACACACGUGUAUCCUGUCCUGUAUGUGUGGGUAUCCUUCAUGACGAGCGAGCAGCACCGUAGUAAGCCGCAGCAGUAGCAACCGCAGCGACAACCAGCACUGUGUAUUGUCUGUCUUGUAGUGGUAGAUGUAAGAGGAGAGUAAUGUGGAGUACAUUAGUAUGAGUAAGAGCGCGUGCAUCAUUUUUUAGCUGUACCAAAAGCCAGAACAUAAAAAAGAACUUUGGUGGAGCGGAGUUUUUGAAUGGUCAGAGAUUGUAGGAAACGCUGGUAGCUUAAAAUAUAAACAAUUAGUAGCAGCAGCUACGCAAAAAAGGACGUUUUAACGGAUACAGGAGCCAACCCACUAUAGAUGCGCAAAAAAAAAAAGAAAAAUAAUCAUGUUUAUAGCAUUUACGAAGCAGGCCGUGCCCGCCUUCGCCUACUAAUACACAAACACAAAUAACAAACGUUAGUCAAAACUGUACGCAAACAAUCGGUCUUUCCGUCGCCUCCUUUUCGAUGUACGAAACGUGUUGACGAGCGUUUAAUAUUAACAUUUCCCUUAUUUAUUAAUGUUAAUUUGUCUGUUUUUAUGUAGGUAUGCCACUUUCUUUUUAGCUUCUAUUUAUUAUCGAUUUUUUUUUGUUUCAAUCAAGCAAGAUUUCUAAUAUAUUCUUUAUUCGUUUCUAGACUAUAGGAGAAGAAAAAUAUGAAGCUUUAGACGGAUUUUCAUAAGCACUGCAAAUAGUAGGUACACCGUACACAAACACAAGAACAAGUUUAGGUCGUCGAUUUAAUUUCAGUAUUUUUACGUAAAUUCUAAACUGAACUCGCUGCUCUAGUGAUGCAUACCACGGAACACAACACAAUAGAACAGCGAGUGCGGAACAGAGGGCACAACCCACACUGACACAACUCUGUGCUGUCCGAUCACUUGCUGUUAGGCAAUGGCGCAAGAGCACUCACACAGGCGCACACACAAUUAGGCACAACAUUAGUUUCACUAUGGCUGUUGUUAAAAUGACGUAGAUAUGAGAACAUCAAGUAUUUGUGAUCAGGUAGCAAACGAUUUCAAUUUUUUGAACUUGACUAACAAACUGGAAUGGAUUUCGAUUGUUCGUGCUGCUUGAGGGAAUGUGGAUAGGCAUACAGUACCGGUUUGCUUGGACGUAAACUGUCGGCCAAACGUUAUGUUCGAACUGAUUUGCGGUGAUUUUAUCUGAGAGAGAGACAGGAGUAUUUCAUACAUACGAUGUGCGAUUUUUAGGAAGUUUUACAUUGAUAACCUAUUUAAUGUUUAAGAAACUGUUGGCUAUUUCGCGAUGUUCAUUUUUUAUUUAACGUUACUAAUCAUCCCUUUCAAUGUGCAACAAUUUGAAUGUCUAAAUGGUUCCCAUUAAUAAUAGAAAUACAUGUGCAAGCUUUCUAUGGGCAAAUGAUAAUCUUUUGGUGCAACUUGUAUAAGAGCGUAACUGACAUCGAAUUCUCUUUAAUGUUUCUAAAAGAAUCGACUAUUAGCCCACUUAAUUAAAUUUAAUCACUUUUUUGAAAAGUAGGCUCGUCACAAUGGAUGACUUGUGCUCCUACUCAUUGUUUCAAAGGCACAAACUGAAGAAAUAGCAAAUCAUUCAAAUAUUGAAAUUGGAUAUCAAGCUGUUUCACUUAAUUCAACCAAGGCAAUAACAAGUUUUGCUACUAGCAACAUAAUUUGCAAUUACUUAGCUAUGUACUUCUUCUUGGGUAGCACAAAUUAUUCACAUGACCACUAUCACGUGAAACUAAUGUGUUGAUACCUAUAUCAUUGAUCUAUGAAAAUCAUAUCUCGCGUUGAAUAUCAUAAGGGUGUAUCUGCAGUGAUGGAUUUCUCUAAAGCGAUUGCCCUUUUUUUUCAAGAAUUUCAGUCAAUUGCCGUUAAAUUUUAUGAUUCAGUAUGAAGAACCAUGAUUAGAACUGCCUUUUGAAACAACAGUCGGAAACAUUCGCUUAGCCAAGUUAUUGGUGACAGACAAAAACGGCGAAGUGAAAUCGAUCAGUGCAGAUACAUCGUUAUGAUACUCAACGCCAGUUUUGUAUACAAAUUUGAAAAAAAAAAUCAUUGUGUGAAUCCAUUAUCCUCAUAAAAAUCAAAUUUUCAAAUAUCGGUUAUGAAUUUCACCAUUAUUAAAUGUCAGUUAUGCUCUUAUUCUAUAUGUAUCUAGAUAUAUUCUUUUUUUCCACAUAAAUAAAACAAAUAUUGAUUUUUUUUUUGUUUUGCGUUGUAUCAAAUACAGUCUAACAGAAAACGGCGCGUGAUUUUCACCACAAAAAAAAAAACUAGCAAACAAUCCUUAUUUUUUACAAAAUUUUUAAAUGAAAAUGUGGCCUCCAUCAAUACCAGAUAGUAGAACAAAAUGAAUAAUUAGGAUUCAGCGAAUUUAUUUCUAGGCCAAUUUGUCGCAAAAUACAUUCACACCUUAACUGUUUCCAACAUCUGAGCAAACAUAAAUAAAGCAAAAACUUCAAUGUCUUCUUCUUUGAUACUUGAAUCGUACUAACCUCUUAAUCAUCACCUUUAAAGCAGAAACAGCCCAUUAACACAAUGGCAAUCCGAUGUUAAAUAGAAACCUGAAUUUGAAGCAGUUAAACUAAAACAGAAACCAUGUUUGGCGUUAGUACUGUUCGGCUAGAUCGGACUUCACUUAGAUGGAAAUUUUUAGUCUAAUCACACAUAUUACAUACACUACAAACAUCCAUCGCAUAACCAAACGUGCAUUUAUGGAAAACAAGAAACAAUGAGGAAAACCAUAUGUAAGAGAGAAGAAAAAUCAACCGUAACUAAAGAAACUCCUCUUUGGGAAGAACACUAGUGUAAUUCAUCGAGAGAUCGGGAAUCAAUGAACAGGCAAAAUCAUACAAUAAAACUUGAAACUAUACCGGAAAGGAUAAAUCGUAAAAUAAGUUGGCAGAAUGAAGAAACAGACGUAGAAAACACAAACAGACACACACAAAAACACAUAGAAAACAAAAAAAACAUGAAUGUAUUAACUGACUGUAAGAUGUAUAUUAAUUAGUUAAAGCAAAAUGUAAUGGGGAAAAUAAAUUUUAAAACAGAUAUGGGAAUAUUCUUCACAACUUGCCCAUCUGUCCGGAAGUCUGUGCAGUUCCAGUGGUGGGACGGCGAUAAACGGGGUCAAGCUUCUCUAGACUCGCGCAGGUGGGAGAGAAAGAGGAGAUACAAUUUU